GGUUUAGGAAUAGAUAUUAUAGACUUAGGACUUUCUACAACUCCAACAGUUGAGUUUAUGGUUCCAAAAUUAUCAGCAGAUGGUGGUAUUAUUAUUACAGCCAGCCAUAAUCCAAAACAAUGGAACGCAUUAAAACUUUUAAAUAUUAAAGGCGAAUUUAUUUCUGCUAAAGAUGGCAUCAGAGGUACAAUCGGUGGAAAAUCAGGCGAUGCAUUGACUCCAAUUGACAUUGCAAAAUUUUCAUUAGCAUUUGGUACUAUUCUUAAAUUAAAAGAUGCAAAAAAAAUUGUUGUCGGCAGAGAUGCACGUAUUUCUGGCGAAAUGGUACAUCACAUUGUUGUUGGAAAUUUAUUAGGCAUUGGUUUAGAUGUGAUUGAUUUAGGCUUGGCUACAACACCAACAGUAGAAAUGGCUGUAGUUGCUGAAAAUGCUGAUGGUGGAAUUAUCAUUACUGCUUCUCAUAAUCCCAAACAGUGGAAUGCUUUAAAAUUAUUGAAUAGCAAAGGUGAAUUUAUUUCCGAAAAAGUAGGUCAAGAUGUUUUAAAACGUGCCAAUUCUGGUAAAUUUGAAUUUGUAGAAGUUGAUAAAUUAGGUGUUGUUGCUCAUAAAGAUUAUUUAGAUUACCAUAUUGAAGAAAUUCUUAAAAUUACUGCUGUAAAUGUUGAUGCCAUCAAAGCAAAAAAACUAAAAGUAGUAGUUGAUGCAGUAAAUAGUGUAGGUGGUAUUGCUGUUCCUAAAUUAUUAAAAGCUUUAGGUGUCGAACAAAUACAUGAAUUGUAUUGUGAGCCAACUGGCAAAUUUGCACAUAAUCCUGAACCACUUCCAGAGCAUCUGUCUAUGUUGUGUGCCGAAGUGAAACAACAAAAAGCACAUAUUGGUAUUGCUGUUGAUCCAGAUGUUGAUAGAUUAGCAUUUGUAGAUGAACAAGGUAUUCCUUUUGGUGAAGAAUAUACAUUAGUGGCUGUUGCCGAUUAUAUCCUUACACAUAAAAAAGGAAAUACAGUUUCUAAUCUUUCGUCAACAAAGGCAUUAAGAGAUAUUAGCAAAAAGCAUGGUGUUGAGUAUUUUACUUCAGCAGUUGGUGAGGUGAAUGUAGUAGAAAAAAUGAAAGAAGUAAAUGCUGUAAUCGGUGGUGAA
This is a messenger RNA of Darwinula stevensoni, 1137 nucleotides long. NCBI's taxonomy places the organism in Eukaryota, Metazoa, Arthropoda, Ostracoda, Podocopida, Darwinulidae. The record is from the annotation of a GenBank genome assembly.